AUGUGUCUCGCUGCAGUGACGCUGUACGGCGUGUUCACCAACCACUACUCUGCCAAUGGCCCGUCUCGCUGCCUGCUCCUGGAGCUGCUGGACAUCAGCGUGUCAGAGCUGCUGCUGCACUCCAGCAACCAGGGCUGCUCCAUGUGGAUGAUCCAGCACUGCGCCCGAGAUGUUCUUGAAGCCCUGGCCUUCCUGCACCACAAAGGCUACGUGCACGCAGACCUCAAGCCACGCAACAUCCUGUGGAGCGCAGAGGAGGAGUGCUUUAAACUCAUUGACUUUGGACUUAGCUUCAAAGAGGGGAAUCAGGAUGUGAAAUAUAUUCAAACAGACGGGUAUCGGGCUCCAGAGGCAGAACUGCAGAACUGCCUGGCACAGGCAGGGCUCCAGAGUGAGACGGAGUGUACCUCUGCUGUGGAUCUGUGGAGUCUGGGAAUUGUUUUACUGGAAAUGUUCUCAGGAAUGAAACUGAAACAUACAGUCCAAUCUCAGGAAUGGAAGGCAAACAGUUCUGCCAUCAUUGAUCGCAUAUUUGCCAGUGAAGGGGUGGUUAAUUCAGCCAUUCCAGCUUAUCACCUCAGAGACCUUAUCAAAAGCAUGCUUCAUUGUGACCAAGGAAAGCGAGCCUCUGCCGAGAAGGCUUUAUGCAGCCCGUUCUUCAGCAUUCCCUUUGCUCCCCAUAUUGAAGAUCUGGUGAUGCUCCCCACGCCUGUGCUGAGGCUGCUGAAUGUUCUAAGCGAUGCUUCUCUGCAGUGCGAAGAAGAGUAUGAAGAUAUCCUGGAAGACAUAAGGGAGGAGUGUCAGAAAUACGGACCGGUAGUUUCUUUGCUGAUUCCAAAGGAGAAUCCUGGUAAAGGCCAAGUCUUUGUUGAAUAUGCAAAUGCUGGUGAUUCCAAAGCUGCCCAAAAAAUGCUGACUGGAAAGAUUUUUGAUGGCAAGUUUGUGGUGGCUACGUUUUACCCACUGAGUGCCUAUAAGAGAGGAUAUCUGUACCAAAACUUGCUGUAGGCAGUAGCAACAAUCAGGAGAGUUGUCUUGCUCCUCUUCCUCACAUGUUUUACAGUUGAAUGUAGAAAGGAGCUUCCUA
This is a messenger RNA of Merops nubicus (carmine bee-eater), 1087 nucleotides long. RefSeq names its product U2AF homology motif (UHM) kinase 1 (gene UHMK1). The transcript is spliced from 7 exons. The record is from RefSeq and is a predicted model, not a curated record. Gene Ontology annotation, biological process: regulation of protein export from nucleus; positive regulation of translational initiation; peptidyl-serine phosphorylation. Gene Ontology annotation, molecular function: protein serine/threonine kinase activity; ribonucleoprotein complex binding; RNA binding. Lineage: Eukaryota; Metazoa; Chordata; Aves; Coraciiformes; Meropidae. Gene Ontology annotation, cellular component: nucleus; neuronal ribonucleoprotein granule. Bases 1 to 1008 code for a protein of 335 amino acids.